Trichoderma gamsii is the source of this 4029-nucleotide messenger RNA. RefSeq lists its product as hypothetical. Gene Ontology annotation, molecular function: SNARE binding; phosphatidylinositol binding; guanyl-nucleotide exchange factor activity. Gene Ontology annotation, cellular component: plasma membrane; transport vesicle; late endosome. The record is from RefSeq and is a predicted model, not a curated record. The transcript has 2 exons. Gene Ontology annotation, biological process: early endosome to late endosome transport. The coding region runs from base 1 to 4029 and encodes 1342 amino acids. Lineage: Eukaryota; Fungi; Ascomycota; Sordariomycetes; Hypocreales; Hypocreaceae.
AUGCAACCACUAAACCCCUUUCUAGCCGCCUUCUUCAAGAGCCAGGUCGCCGCACAGUGCACCCCCGUCCACCACCACAUCCUGCUGGUGCCGCUGACCGAUGUGCUUCUCACCCAUCGCGAGACGGAGAGCGGCGCCCCGGCCCACGAGGUCGUCGCCUCGGACGAGUUCCUAGCCAGCCAUGUGCUGCGCAUCCCCGGCCCCGACGGCCCUGUGGCUGGCAAGGACAGCUCGCAGAACCUGCGCGAGGCGCGAGGCAAGGCUCGCCAGUUUAACACACUGAACGGGAGGAGCGUCAUCGUCAAGGACUCGUUCAUCUACAGCAACAAAGGUAUACCCGGCAAGAGAAGCUCAAGCAAGGCACCUCCGGUAGCUAAUCCUAUCAUGUUCUCAGGAUUUAAGAAUCUUGCGCAAGCCCAGAUCCUCAAUGACACCAUAUGGUACCCGGAUGUCACCGAACCGCGACAAUGGCUGGUAUACUACAUCUCGAAGCCUCUGAUUGGAGCCUGGGAGGAGGUCAGGCUUGAGCCUGCAGUGCUCGUAUCGGGAGUCAGGAGCCGUGCCGCCGCAGAGCAACAACAAAAACGGCAAGCUAACGGCGACUCAGCCGAUGCCCUGCCGCGCAAAAAGGACAUUAGGAGCUUUCAGGAUCUUCUCAACCACUUCCCCAUGAUUGCCCGGCAGAUGCAGCCCGGGUUAGAAAAGCUCUUUGUUGAGUUUACGACAGUCUUCCAGAAACCCCUACCACCGCCGCCAUCGGCUUCAUACAUUCCCGACCCCAAACCAGAUGGUCCUGUUACUUCUGCUGCUAGAAGAGCAAGGGCAGACAGCUUGACAGCUAGAAAUGGGAAAGCUCAUCUACAUAAUAACUUGCCUGUGGAAGAAGACUUUUAUGCGGAAGAUGAUGAGGAUAUCAUGCGCGCUUCGCUCGAGAGCGCGGUUACAGCUGCCAUUGAUAUCUUUCAGGGGGUGGAUAAACAACAGCUGUCUCUACUAGGCGCCACAACAGACUUGACAGGUCCGCUAGUGGAAAAGCUCAUUGAGCGCUACAUUGCUGAAAAUGUCCAUGGCCUGUUAUUCGGCAAGCUCAGUGCCAUUAAGAGACGAGAUGACCUGGAACUGGAAGCCAAGAUACGCAAAAUGGAGUUUAUCGACAUCUCUCAGCUUGGCAUCGCUAUUGAUGGAGGCCUAAAGGCUAAGAAUGAUCUCGUUACCCAACUCAACCCUGCUGUCGAUGAAUUCAGGAGGAUAUCCAACGCCAUGAGUCCGCCGGAAAUGUUGGACCUAUUACUGUCAACAAUGAAGAUUGCUUCGCAGCUAACCGAUACUUCACGGCCUCUAGCCGGCGCCUCAACGGAGGCAUCUACUUCUGAAAAGGCCAUCAUGACCGUCAAUGCAGAUACCCUAGUUUCGCUACUGUUAUACGUCAUCAUUCGGUCUCAAGUGAGAAAUCUACAGGCUCGACUCACCUAUAUAAGAAAUUUCAACUUUGUCGAAGAUGUAGAUAGCGGGGAGAUGGGCUAUGCUUUGAGCACUUUCGAAGCCGUUCUGGCAUAUCUCUUCGCAGACUCGGCAGGAUUGCGCCGUGCCAGCAAGAAGAACAGAGCCUUGUGGGAUGCCGCCAAGGGGGCGGAUAUGAAGGCGCUGAGAGAUAUUAUGGAGCCAAGCCCUGGCGCUGUUGAUGACGACGACAUUGAAGAUAGUGACAGCGAUGCAAAUGAUCGAAUCCCAGCUAAUGUCGGAUUCAAUAAUCCGCCGCGCAGUUCGUCGAGGCGAAACUCGCUUGUUUUGAGCUCCUCGGACCGAUUUUCUCAUGGCACCGGACUCGGUCACGUUUUCCCCUUUCAACUCUCCAACGGCGAUGGCGCAAGCGAUUCGCUCCUUGAUCUGCCAGUGAAGAAGAUUAAGCGCGUGGCCAUGGAUACGCGCAGUCUAUCCAGCGCAUCAGAAUUCUCAUACCACUCCAUGACAGCAAGCGUUGGCUCUCUGAGCAGUGCGCUAGAGGGUGACAUAUCUGUGGAGAGGCUUGCGCAUACCAGCAGUGCCUUGGGAGAGUCAGUCUUGAUGAUGGCUGUGCAGGGCGGAAGUGUGGAAAUCCUGGAAUAUCUCUUGUCCCUGUCCGGAUAUUAUCCGUUUGACAUUGUACUAACCGACGUGAACAACGAAAACACGACGCUUUUGAGCGCCGCCGUCCAGCUAGGGAACCGAGACCUCAUUAGCUCACUUCUUGAUUAUCUCCUUGGCAAAGCCAAUCCGAUACAGCUGGCGCAAUAUUUCUCAGUACAGGACGUCUGGGGCCGAAGCGUUGGACACUAUCUGUUCAACGCGCCGUGGAUGAUUAAUUCUAUCGGGACUCUUAUUCAAUGGCGCCAAAGAGACAAAAAUGGACAGACGCCGCUUUUUGCGCUGUGUCGCUGUUACGACCACGUAGAUUACUAUGCUAUGGUGGAGGAUGGCAUACGGGCUGCGCAGCAAUCACAGCUUGAUGGGCAGCCGCUACAUGUCGACGAACACAUUGACGGCAAAGGCAACACCCUGUUGCACAUUAUGAAUGAUCCGAGAUUGGCAUUGAGAAUCUUACAAUUCUGCGAUGUGGAUGUAAAUGCUACAAACGAGAAGAAGUUUACGGCAUUGAUGGUUGCCAGCAAAUAUGGCCGAUACGACAUGGUCAGGGCUCUUUUUGCCGACCCUCGGGUAGACCUUGGAGCUAAAGAAUUACGGGGUCUCACCGCGGUAGAGCUGGCUAAGGACGACGAGGUGAGAAAUAGGAUCGAUGACCUCGGGCUUUUCAGCAUGCCACCAGCACGGGAUGGGCGGAUCACGGGCGUGGUCAGGGCCUUUUUCGUGGAAGAUAGUACUGUACGGUUGGUUCUCAAGUCGGCAGCUCCAACGGACCAUGAUAGUUAUACCGUAACUACGAGCCGCCGAUCCCUGACCGAUUUCGAGCAGUUGGCACGCCUGCUGGCUGAGGAGAAUCCAGCAUCGUGGAUCCCGUCCAUGGCAGACACCCGAUGGCCAUUUCAGCUGCCGUCCCGGCCGUCUCGAGCAGCGUUGCGAGAUAUUCAGACACGAACCGACUGGUUCCUGAAGAUUAUGCUGAGCCAUCCUACUCUUUCUACCCACGAGAUGCUAUGGGAGUUUUUCUUGGUACCGGAGCUACAGCUAGAGGUCAUGGAGCAGAGAACAAAGCUCAAAGCAGAAACAAGAUUAGAAAAGGUUCGAGAGGAGUACGAGCCGAUGGAAGACAUACGAGUAGUGGAACAAUUUGUUGACCACGCUCGCGAUAUGGUUCGAAGCGUCAGCUAUUCGACCAAGAGCGUAACGAGGCGUGCCAAUGCCGCCACUCAAGUUGCCGCUGAUUAUUAUGAUGCAGCAGCGUUGCUCUACCGAGCUGUCUUUACUAUCCAAUUUCUUCCACCGCAGCACAUUGUCGGCAUGGAGGUGUUUGUCAGAGCCAUGGCGCCGGCACAACACAACCCUCAGAUUAUAUUCCAUACCACGCUAAUGGCGAUUCAGUCCACAGUACAGGCAAUGCUUUUAUCACUAUCCAAACCCGCAAGCCUUAUUGGGCAAAUCACAGCAGCGAAGCGAGAGGCGGACAGAAACGACAGCGCUGCAACACGACCUUCGCGAUGGGCCCUGGGUUUGCUUGAUGACUCUAGACAACGAAAUCAGGAAGAAAAGGGGAAGCGGGCGCGCGAAUCACGAGAGCAAGCAGCUUUUCUCUCCAAGGAACUCCGAUACACACAACAAACGGUGGCAGCCGAACUGGCUGGGUGGAAGGAGUCACACGAUCAGGUGGCUAUCCGGGCCAUUCGCGAUUAUGCCCGGGGCAUGGCGGUGCAAGAGAGAAUAAGGCUCGAAGGCAUGAUGCGAGCGUUGAGAAUAGUGCGCAUGGGUAACUAUCAGCAAGGCGUGAUGAACACCAUGUCUCAGCGACGACCGCCAUCGCCUCCAACGGAUGGGAAGCAAGAGGCCGAAGAUGGGGAUGAUGUGCCACCUGGAAACGAAACGAGUGGAGCGGAGUGA